Molecule: messenger RNA, 1352 nt
Organism: Manihot esculenta (cassava)
Lineage: Eukaryota; Viridiplantae; Streptophyta; Magnoliopsida; Malpighiales; Euphorbiaceae
Product: transcription factor MYB63
Exons: 3
Coding region: 142-1245 (367 amino acids)
Source: RefSeq, a predicted model, not a curated record
UCUCUCUCUCCCUCUCCCUCUCCCUCUGUGCUUACCUAGAUUUCCACAUUUCAAUAUCUAAAAAUAAGAGUUCACCGCAUGAGUUUAAAUCUUCAUAUAUAUCACAUUCAGAUACACAGAUAGAUAGAGAGAGAGAGAGAGAUGGGCAAAGGAAGAGCACCCUGCUGUGAUAAGACUCAAGUAAAGAAAGGUCCAUGGAGUCCUGCAGAGGACCUCAGGCUCGUAACUUUCAUUCACAACCAUGGACAUGAAAACUGGCGAGCUCUUCCUAAACAAGCAGGGUUGCUAAGAUGCGGGAAAAGUUGUCGUUUGAGAUGGAUUAAUUACCUAAGACCUGACGUAAAGAGAGGGAACUUCACCAAAGAAGAAGAGGACACCAUAAUAACACUGCACCAAACCUUAGGGAACAAGUGGUCUAGAAUCGCAUCCCAUUUGCCGGGUAGAACAGAUAAUGAGAUCAAGAACGUCUGGAACACUCAUUUGAAGAAAAAAUUGGCAUUUAACAAAGACCAUGCAGAUUCUAACAGGGAAAAAUCAAAGGCAUCACCUUCUUCCUCCUCGCAGUCUUCUUCUUCUUCUUCCAGCACAAUCAUUUCAGGUGGGAAAAGAAAUAUGGCAAUUAUAGAACUUGAUCAUCAACCGAAGCAUGGCUCUGUGAGCAAGAGGCCGCGUCCCUUGGAAGAUUUACGGGAAUUUAAACCAAGUAAUAAGGAAGCCAAAGAAGUGUCAAGUCCCUCUUCUUCUUCCCAUAAUUCCAACGUCACAAACUAUAGUAGUCAAGUUGAUGUUUCUAAAGCAGAUGAUGAACAAAUGGGCUCGCUUUUCAACUUUUCAUCAGGACCUUAUGAUGUUCCAUUGGAGGAGGUGAACAAACCAGAGAUCCAAGAUAUUAAUGCAGCAGUUGAGAUUCCUCUGGAGUCAGAUUUGGAUUUUUGGAACAUGCUAGAUGGUUUAAAUACCAUGCAAACUAAUGAAGAAGUUCAAUUACCCAAUGUGGUGAUUAGCCAAAGCUCAAGCCUUGGAGUUGAAUACGAUAUUAAUGGGGAAGUUGAAACAAGGAAGUGGCUUCAAUACUUGGAAAAUGAACUUGGCCUGGAGACAACACAGGAUGAAAACCAGAAAAAUUUAUCAGAAGACGCAGCUAAGCCAUUUUUAGCCCCUGAAAAUUACCAGUGUGAUGAGAUACCCAUGAAGAGUAAAGUGAAUUCCGAGAUGGGACAUUAUCAUUCGUGGCCUUCUUUGUGAAUCAAUUUCACUGUUAAGAGUUGGAAAAAAAAAAAGAAGAAAAAGAAACCCAGUAGUUUGUAGAAAGGAUAUAGUAGUUAAUUAAUUGACUUAAUUUCUCAGUGAAA